Messenger RNA from Phlebotomus papatasi, 4193 nucleotides. RefSeq names its product ubiquitin carboxyl-terminal hydrolase 20 (gene Usp20-33). NCBI's taxonomy places the organism in Eukaryota, Metazoa, Arthropoda, Insecta, Diptera, Psychodidae. The transcript is spliced from 8 exons. Bases 614 to 3826 code for a protein of 1070 amino acids. Gene Ontology annotation, molecular function: cysteine-type deubiquitinase activity; zinc ion binding. Gene Ontology annotation, biological process: protein deubiquitination. The record is from RefSeq and is a predicted model, not a curated record.
GAAAAAAGUGACAUUUGACAAAUUGUGCGUGUGUGCGACAAGUGAAAAAAAAGUCUCGUGAAAAAAUGCUGAAAAACUCAUCAUUUUCCUAUGAAUUUUCACCAUUUGCCACGUAAAAAAUGUUCCCGUGAGUGUUGUACAUCCACCUCAAGUGCAAUUUUGUGUCUAAUUGUCCGGCAAUUGGGUGAUUUUUGUGGUGUUUAUCGACGCUGUCAGAGAAUUUCUCUGCUGGAGUGCCCCCUUUUGGACUCCCCGCAAGUCCCUCCGUCAAGAGUUAUUUGUUGAAAAAUCCAAUGGAGAAAAUUUAAUUACAGAAUAUACACUUCACACAGAACGAAUCGAUAAUUUGUGCUGAUUCAGUGUAAGUUCCUCCCUAAUUGUUUAUCGUCACCAUUCGUCAUUUAUUCUUCUGACCACCUCAAGUAUUUACAAUUACAUAAUCAUCGUGAGUGAAUUUGUUAAUGACAUGCAGAAGAAAUUGAGAGACUCUGAGAUUUGAAAUUACUAAAGAAAAAAAAACACCUUCCUGACUCUCUUUUCUGUGUAUCUUGGCCAGAAAGAGAGAGAGUGUUUUGGUGGCCAAGAGGAGGAAGUGCACGGACAACUGGACAAGAUGACAUGGAACAGCAAAUGUCCACAUAUGGAAAAUGUGGUGCAACUUUCACUGACGGAACUAUGCAAGCUCAAACAGGGAGUUCCGUGUACAGAAUGCGAGGCCUGUGGACCUAAUCUGUGGAUAUGCUUGGAUAAGAAUUGCUUGUAUACAGGAUGUUCAGAGCAGUACAAUGAUCACAGCACCAAGCACUUCAAGCUUUUUCAGGCUCACUCCAUCCACAUGAAUCUGUCGUCACAGAGAAUUUGGUGCUAUCUCUGUCAGCAGGAGGUGUUCCUGGCCACCAGCCAGAGGCGCACUUCUGCCGUUAGUACAGAUUCAGCCGAGUCCCUGCGCCACUUUGAAAAGAUUCUGGGAUAUGAUCGAAGUGGUGGUGGGGAAUCGUGUGGGGAUAGCAGUGCUGAGGAGGACGAUGGGACUUCGGGUGGUGGAGGGGAUCGAAGGCAAUUUGGGGGAUUGGUGGGACUUCAGAAUAUUGCCAAUACGUGCUACAUGAAUGCAGCCCUUCAGGCUCUGAGCAAUACACCUCCACUUACGGGAUAUUUCCUGGAUUGUGGAGCAAUUGCGGAUUAUGUUAGUGAGCAAGUGUCCACGACACAGCAAACAAGGAAACCAGGACUAGCGAAGAGUUACCACAAGUUAAUCAGGGAGAUUUGGUGCAGGAAUCAACUGAGCAGUGGUUACGUUGUUCCCAGUGGAAUUCUUCAUGGUAUCCGAAGUGUUCAUCCCAUGUUCAGAGGAUUCCAGCAGCAUGAUACACAAGAAUUUCUGCGAUGUUUCAUGGAUCAGCUGCAUGAGGAGCUGAAAGAGAUCACUCCGCCACCGCCUGAUGCUUCGUACAUUGAUGCUGUAUGCGAUGGUGAUAGGGCUGAGGAGGAGGAUGAUGCAGUAGAUAGGGAAUCCUCCUGUUCCACCCCAUCACCGUCGCAGUCAGAAGCUGAGUACGAAACCUGCGACAGUGGCGUGAGUGAGCAAUCAACGGCUUCGGAUGAGGGUGAGUCAGAUCAGCAAAUGCAGCAGCGUCGACGUCGCUUUGUUCCUGCUCCACCGGUGGCACCUCAGGUGGCCAGGAGACAGGUAAGGUCGCCUCAGGUGGUGAGUCAGGGAACAAAAGCAGCUCCCCGGAGAUCGAUAAUCAGUGAUGUUUUCGAUGGGAAGUUGCUGUCGUCUGUGCAGUGUUUGACUUGUGAUCGUGUAUCUACACGCGAAGAGACAUUCCAGGACCUCUCACUACCAAUUCCGGGCAAAGAUCAUCUGACUGUGCUCCAUCAGACGCAGCAGAUGGUGUCGCCGGGUGGUGUUCCGGGAUCUGUUGGUGGAAUUUCGUGUACGGAUGCUGUGUAUCAGGGUGGGCAGGAUGGUUGGCUGUGGUGGCUGUGGAGUUGGCUGAGAUCGUGGUUCUGGGGUCCAGCGGUCACCCUGCAUGACUGCAUGGCGGCCUUUUUUAGUGCCGAUGAGCUGAAGAAUGACAACAUGUACAGUUGCGAGAAGUGCAACAAACUCCGCAAUGGCAUCAAGUAUUCGCGCGUCCUGGCCCUCCCUGAGAUGCUGUGUGUCCAUCUCAAGCGCUUUCGUCAUGAUCUCUCGUAUAGCUCCAAAAUCUCAAGUCCUGUCCACUUUCCCCUCCAUGGCCUGGACAUGAGACCCUACCUCCAUCGGGAUUGUCAGUCUGAGGUGUCCACUUAUGAUCUGACAGCUGUCAUCUGUCACCAUGGAACCGUCGGCGGGGGUCACUAUACCAGCUUUGCCCGGCACGAACCGUCCGGGAAGUGGUUUGAAUUCGAUGAUCAGCUCGUGACACAAGUAACUCCAGAUGUUGUGCAGAAUUGUGAGGCCUACGUCCUCUUCUAUCGCAAAAGCAACCACCAGAUGGCGCAACUGCGUGCCCAGGCUCUAGAACUUGUCAACAUCAGCCCUCCUCAAGCUUCGGAUAUUCGUUUCUUCGUGUCCAAGCAGUGGCUCAAUCGCUUCAAUACCUUCGCCGAACCCGGACCCAUCGACAACUGGGCCCUGCUAUGUCCACAUGGAGGUCUGCCUCCGGGAAAGGUCGCCCUGGUGUCCAAACUCGUAGUUCCCCUGCCGCAACCACUCUGGGAUUUCUUCUACGAAAAAUUUGGUGGUGGACCAGCUUGCAAUCAUUUCUUCGAAUGUGACACAUGCAGAAGAGCCGCUGAAUCGCUCACGAAGCGACAGAAGGCAGAACUAGUGGCAUUUAUGGCGUACAAUGAUGAAUUCCAGCUUCUCGAAACUCCAUCGACGAUCUAUGCAAUCUCAAUGGCGUGGUUCAGACAAUGGCAGCUAUUUGCCCGGGGCGCCACAACGGAUGAGCCAGGUCCCAUCAAUAAUACCUCAAUUGCCCAACCAUCGGAUACCCUUCCCAUCCGAAGUGUGAAACCUGGAUCGGACUAUGCUCAGAUCAAUGUAAAAUUGUGGAAAUUUUUCCAUGGCAUUUAUGGUGGUGGUCCGGAGAUUUUACUUCGAGGCAAUCCGCAGGAUGAUGUAAAACCUCAAAGGAUUGAAAAGGCGGAAUCUGAGGAGAUGGAGACGGAGGAGUCUCCAGAGGUUCCUGUGGUGGAGGAAGAGUGUCCUCCUGAGAGCGAAGUUGCUGACAAUGAUGUGAUUUCUCCUGCACAGCCAGAGGAGGACAGUGUGGUGGAGCCUAGGGAAGUAGAUAGUCCUCCACCAUCUGCUCUCAAGAGUGAGACGCCGAUUGUGAGUGGUGAGAAGCGUAUGCCCAAGAAUGUGUCCUUUGAGGAUGUGGAGAGUCUCACAAAUGGCAGCAGUGAGAGGGAUUCGAGGGAUACAAGUGCCAAAGAUGACAACACAGAGGGUUCUCGAACGUAUUCGUCCAGGAAGAAGCUGCGUCAGGAGUCAGAGCGGGGCAAGCGGGAGGACAAAUACAGGAAAUCUAUGAAGAAAUCAAGUAGUCUCUUUGGACCAGAAGGAAAAUUUGUCAAAAUCAUUUCGGAUGCUGAGACAAAUCAUCAGCCUCCUGAUCAAAAUUUCACACAGGAUGAUCCGAAAACACCAAAGAUCAAUGGAGUGUCAAGUGAGGAGGAUUCAGUGGAAGGUCUGCCACUCCUGCACACAACAUCAAUCCCUCAGGUCAGUGAGGUGCCUCACAAUGGUACCAAACACAAGGGUAGCGGCUCCUUUGGGGAAUCCGGCCAUCACAAAAGUCACCAUCGUCGGAAACGCAUGAGCAACAACUGAAUUCGGGUUUAUUGUCAAUUGUUUCUUCUUUCUGGGGAAGGGUGUCUGGCUGAAAGAACCAUUCUAAAUUAUUUCAACUUGCCUUUAAUUUAUGCAAAGAAAUAAUUCCAAUGCUGUCAAUUUUUUUUGAUUUCUAAUGUUCAAAAACGAAUAAAAUCCAUUUUGGGGUGACUGAUUUUUCGUCAAAAUGCCAGCUUCGAAGGAUCAAAAAAAAAAUGUUUCCUCUGUCUUUUUGCUCCAGGAAAUGGAUGUGGCUGGAAAGUUUACCAAUUUAGCAAUAUUAACGUUAUUUGCGUAUUUAUACCAUUUGUAAAUAGCGAUGGAUAUGUUGAAGUCUUAAAUAAAAAUGGUACGAAUGUUGUCGGUC